AUGGGUCUGCCCACCUCACGUGACCUACAUCUGGUAGCAUUGAACUGUGCCGUCAACAAAAACAGUGAAACUCCUCACAUGACUGCAAAGGAGGACUUGGUCCGAAUGUAUCCAGACAGGUUUGAAGGUAUUGGUCACUUCAAGGGAACAUUUCACAUAACUGUAGACCCGUCCGUCCCGCCAGUGGUGCACGCCCCACGACGAUGUCCGAUUCACCUGCGAGAUGAGCUCAAGAAGGAACUUGACGGUAUGGUGAAGUCAGGAGUCAUCACUAAGGUCACUGAGCCCACAGACUGGGUCAGUAGUCUGGCGUACAGUCGGAAGUCAAACGGCAAACUCAGGGUGUGUCUUGAUCCGAAGGACCUUAACGAGGCGAUAAAACGCCCGCACUAUAAGACGCCGACACUUGAAGAGAUCACCCACAAAUUCGCGGGAGCAACCACUUUCUCCAAGUUGGACGCUCGCCACGGAUAUUGGUCAAUAGAACUUGACAGCGAAUUAAGUUGCCUGACGACAUUUAACAACCCAUUUGGUCGAUUUUGCUUCCAGAGGUUGCCAUUUGGCCUGAAUGUCAGCCAAGAUGAAUUCCAGGAGUGCAUGGACAACAUACUGGAGCAGUGUCCGGGCACGACUGGAAUAGCGGAUGACGUUGCUGUAUUCGGGAAAGACCAAGCUGAUCAUGACGUCAAUCUGCACAACGUCAUGAGGGUAGCACAGGAGAGCGGACUCGUAUUCAACCCUGCGAGAUAA
Messenger RNA from Priapulus caudatus, 750 nucleotides. RefSeq lists its product as uncharacterized. The record is from RefSeq and is a predicted model, not a curated record. The coding region runs from base 1 to 750 and encodes 249 amino acids. Lineage: Eukaryota; Metazoa; Priapulida; Priapulimorpha; Priapulimorphida; Priapulidae. The transcript has a single exon.